This is a messenger RNA of Chaetomium strumarium, 3090 nucleotides long. RefSeq names its product rab-GTPase-TBC domain-containing protein. The record is from RefSeq and is a predicted model, not a curated record. The coding region runs from base 1 to 3090 and encodes 1029 amino acids. NCBI's taxonomy places the organism in Eukaryota, Fungi, Ascomycota, Sordariomycetes, Sordariales, Chaetomiaceae. The transcript has 3 exons.
AUGGAGCCUGACCGGGAUGGAGGAGAGCUCCUACGAGGACCGGCAUCCGUCGACUCGACGCCGUCCUCGAGCAAUGGCGCGCCAGGCAGGGCCAAUUCGCCGCCAAUCGUGACGGAGACAAGCAGUAAGCCAGCCGAGCACGAUUCCCUCAUUACCGUUCGUCUGUCGGAGCCACCGUCGCUUCACCUGAACACGACCGUGCCCCCGAGUACGAUUCUCGCAAGAACGAGCCCGAUGCCUGGCUGCUGCACGCCGACGACCGCGAUGGACGCAACGAUAGAGGAUGACGAGGAUGAUGACAGCAGCGGUUCGGAGAUCUUUGAGCCCGAGACGUCGGCGUCGAAACGCAGACCUAAUCUCCUCCAAGAGUUGGGCCAGGCAGGGGCGGAUAGCACCGACGACGACCGAGACGGCGGGAAGAGCCGCGAUUCAGGCGAUAGCGCGGGAUGGGAGAGGAUUGACUGGGAGGGGCUACAGGAGAAAGAGGACCAGGAGUCGAAGGCACAUGGCUCCGUGAAGUCUACAGCUUCCCUACUGGCCAAACUACAACACCAAAAUGACACGAUUGCGGCAAACCCAAAGAACGUCAAGGUCAAGGCGGUCGAAAAGCGACGAUCUCGGGAGAACAAGCCUAGACCGCCAUCCAUGGCGCAGCUUCGCAAGAUGGUCAACGGGCCGACUCCUCCCUCUCUGCGGUACUCGACGUUACCGCCGCCGCCUAUGACCGAGCUCGAGUUCUACCUGGCGCUGGUCAAGGACCCGAAGCAGACGGCUGCUCGGUUGCCAACUCUGCUGUCAAACAAGGUCAGGAAGGGUAUUCCACCGCCGCUUCGAGGUGUGGUUUGGCAGAGCAUGGCGGGCGCCCGGGACAGCGCCCUGGAAGAGGUGUUUGAGCGACUAACCGGUGAAUCCAGCCCCUAUGAAGGCGUCAUCAGCAAGGACCUCGGGCGCAGCUUUCCCGGCGUUGAGAUGUUCAGGGACCCCGACGGCGACGGCCAGCGUAUGCUCGGCCGGGUCCUCAAAUGCUUCAGUCUCUACGACACCAAGAUCGGCUAUUGCCAAGGAUUGGCGUUUCUUGUUGGGCCGCUGCUGAUGCAUAUGCCGGACAAACAAGCCUUUUGCGUCCUGGUCAGACUGAUGGAAAACUACGAUCUGCGCCAAUGUUUCGUUCCCGACUUGUCGGGGCUGCACAUCCGAAUCUACCAAUUUCGCGAACUGCUACGACAGCAUCUGCCCACUUUGUCGGCCCAUCUGGACGACUUGCAGGUCGAACCGGCGUAUGUUUCACAAUGGUUCCUGUCGUUCUUCGCCGUAACGUGCCCCCUGCCAAUGCUGUUUCGCAUCUACGAUGUGAUCUUCGCAGAGGGCGCAUCGGAGACCAUUAUGCGGGUGGCGCUGUCGCUCAUGCGCAAGAACCAGACCCGCAUCUUGGCCUGCACCGAACUGGAAGAUGUAAUGCAUCUGCUGCUGUCGAGGGGUCUCUGGGACUGCUACAAUCACAAUGCCGACGAGUUUGUCCAGGACUUUGUCGCCUUAUCCGACAUUGUUACCAAGGACCGAAUGGUAGCGCUCGAACAGGGGUACAGGGAAGCGAAGAUUAACCCCAGCGCCAAUCAGCGUGGGACUGAAGCGGGCACAGCAUCGGCGGAUGUCACCACCGCCGCCUCCCGGUUCCUGGGUCGCAUCUGGGCUUCCUCGUCCACCCCCAGAUUUGCCACGUUCGCGGCAGCAGCGUCGGCAUCGGGAUCCGCGUCUGUCACCAGUACUCUCAAUCCAGGGAACGGCGCUGCAUCGCGCCCACUUAGCAUGCUUCGGCGCAGCACGUCGAAGCAGAGCCUCUCCUCAAUGGAGGCCGUCUCCUCAACGACAUCAUCCGCCGCCAGUGUUCUCAGCUCCAUAUCGACCGAGGCGACUACCAUCUCGCGCGACAGUUCUGCGGACGAUCCCUCUAGAGAAGCUGUGACGACGCCGCCGUCAAAACCGACAUCUACAGCCUUUGCGGGGAGCGUCAAUACCUCAAAAGACGGCAGCAAGUACCUGCACAGUCAGAUUGAGGAUCUGCUCACUGCGCUCAGCGAGCUGCAGCGAAACCACGCCUUAUUAGCCAAUCAAUUACAGAGGGAGAAAGAGGAGCGCGAAGAGGACCGACAGGCCAUCCGCUCGCUGUUGGACGGGCUGCGCAAAAAGGCAGGCGGUGGAAGUGAGGGAAUAUUACUGGGCGGCGCGGAGGACGCAACAGCAUCGCAAGAUGUCGGCGGCGCCACCAACCCGACGGCAGAACAGCUUUCUGACCUGCUCGAUAUUGUCGAAGCGCGGCUCAGCGAGUCGGCGUCCCCGUCGGCAUCCUCGAUCCCGGAGACGAAGUCACAAUUGCGAGAUGAAGUCGCUCGUGCGAGAGAACAACUACUGCAAGAGAGGGCGAAAUCAAAGGAAUACAAUAGAAGGAUACAGGAGAUGGAACAGGAAAUGGCCACCAUGAGAGAACAGUUAAAGGAAAGCCAUGCACAUGUCCGAAAUGUGCACCAAGAGAAGCAACGCCUAGAGAGACAUAUGCAGGGGAUGCGGAUGAGGGCGUCGGACACACAAGCAGGUGCAGAGAAGAGCGAAUGGUUCCCGAAGGCCACAGGCGCCGGCCCCGCUGCCGCGACGGGACUCCGCGAGCUCAAACUGGCCCGCAGCAGAUCGACACCGUCGCAAGCCUCAGCGUACACCAACAACAAACGCGCGUCCUCACUGUCGGUAGCAACGACCAUGAGUGCUCAGCCACCUGCUCCAGCGGCCCAAAACAGCGAGAAUGAUGCAAUCGUGGUUGAGUUGAUACAGGCCAAGACGGCGGAAGCAGUCGCCAGGCAGGAACUGGAGGAAGCGAAGCAGAAGCUCGAGCAGCUACGCAAGGCGUUUGGGCUCGCGCCAGGGGAGAUGCCUCCUGCGAUGGCGCACGGCAACACCGCUGGCUCGACAUCGGCGGCAUCGGGGGCCAUGGGCAUGUUCGGUCGUCUGACGGGAUCUGAGGCGUCGCCCGCGAGAGCCGCGACUGCUCCGCCGGCUAACAACACGUCGAGCGGCGGCUUCUGGGGCUGGAGGCGGUGA